Molecule: messenger RNA, 777 nt
Organism: Ostreococcus tauri
Lineage: Eukaryota; Viridiplantae; Chlorophyta; Mamiellophyceae; Mamiellales; Bathycoccaceae
Product: Protein prenyltransferase, alpha subunit
Exons: 1
Coding region: 1-777 (258 amino acids)
Biological process (GO): protein geranylgeranylation
Cellular component (GO): Rab-protein geranylgeranyltransferase complex; cytoplasm
Molecular function (GO): Rab geranylgeranyltransferase activity
Source: RefSeq, a predicted model, not a curated record
AUGGCGAUGACGGAGAAACUGGUGACGACGUGCCCGGAGGUCACGACGGGGUGGAAUCGAAGGAAGGAGGCGGUGGAGCUCGGCGCGGAGACGGCGGAGGCGGCGCGCGAUUGGUGGAGCGAAGAACUCAGGGUGAGCGAGAUCGCGCUCAGGAACGCGCCGAAGAGUUAUCCGAGCUGGUAUCAUAGGAAAUGGACGGUGUCGAGGAUGAUUCGAACGAUGGGAAGGGAGUCGGAGACGGUGCGGAUGACGCUCGAGCGCGAACGCGCGCUGUGCUCGCGACUGCUCGACGCCGACGAUAGAAACUUUCACUGCUGGGCGUAUCGACGGUUCAUCGUCCAAUCGCUCGGGGUGACGACGGAGGAGGAAUUGGAAUACACGUUGAAGAAGAUCGAGGACAAUUUUAGCAAUUACAGCGCGUGGCAUCAGCGAAGCGCGAUUUUGGAUGCCCGCGGCGACGUCGAUUCGGCGACGCUCAAGGGGGAAUUCGAGCUCGCAUCGAACGCGUUCUACACCGAACCCGAGGACCAGAGUGCGUGGAUGUAUCAUAGGUGGCUCAUAGCGCGCGCGCGUGCGCUGAAGAUCCCGGACGAGCGCGAUGCGGCGAUCGCGAGCGCGCUCGAGAUCUGUCGAGAGGUGGCCGAGCUUGAACCCGGGUGUAAGUGGCCGCUUCUCGCGCGCGCCAGCCUCGAGGACGAGAAAUCGCGCCGAGACGUGCUCGACCGUUUGUCUUCGAUCGAUCCGGCUCGUGUUGGGUACUACCGCGACGUCGCGUAG